Molecule: messenger RNA, 1419 nt
Organism: Clavispora lusitaniae ATCC 42720
Lineage: Eukaryota; Fungi; Ascomycota; Pichiomycetes; Serinales; Metschnikowiaceae
Gene: HBR3
Product: rRNA-binding endoribonuclease
Biological process (GO): maturation of SSU-rRNA; ribosomal small subunit biogenesis
Cellular component (GO): preribosome, small subunit precursor
Molecular function (GO): RNA endonuclease activity
Source: RefSeq, a predicted model, not a curated record
AUGACUCAGAACAAGCCUGUGGAAGCCCUCGUGCUUGAUGCAACUCCUUUGAUCACCCAGCCAGCUACUGCUCUUCAACAGUUUGCAUCUGUUUUUUACACUACGCCUGGUGUCCGCGCUGAAUUGAAAGAUGAACAUACCAGAAACCAGCUUCUACUUUGGGGCGACGCUCUACAAGUGAGGCAACCAAAACAGAAGUAUGUUGAUGCUGUUUCUGCAUUUGCAAAGUUGACUGGUGAUUACAGCGUUUUGUCUAUGAAUGAUGUGCACAUUAUCGCUUUGGCAUAUGAACUUGAAUGUGAGAAAAAUGGAGCAGACAAGUUGAGAAAGUACCCAGGCGAAAAACUUGCGGGAGAAGAAACAAAAGAAUAUAAGCCUAGAAGGUACAACUCUUACGAGGAACCCGAAGAAACUUUACCUGAGGAUGAUGAUGGUUUUCAGACUGUGGUCCGCAAGAAGAAAGUGAGCAGAAAGUGGAGAUACAAGCAAAGAGCAGAGAAGAAAGAUAGCGAAACGCAAGAGACAGAGAAGGAAGAACAAAAAGAAGAAGAGAAAGAUGAUGCUCAGAACGUCUCCAACAUUGAAGAAACUGCUCACCAAGAAGAAAAGUCAGAAGAUAAUUCUGAAAAUGCACAAGAAAUCGAACAAGUGGAAUCUAAUACCGAGGCAGCCAACGAAGCCGAAUCCUCUCUUACACAGGAGUACAAUGAGGAGGAUGACGAUGGCGACUGGAUUACGCCCGAAAAUCUCCAAGAAGAGUUACUCAAGGACAAUAAUGAAGUGGUUCAGGAUACCCAACAAAGUGAAGCGAUUGCAGUUGCUCUUUCCACAGGAGAUUUUGCAUGCCAGAAUGUGACAAUGCAAAUUGGGCUCAAGCUAAUGAACUAUGUUUCAGGAAAGCAAAUCAAGCGGGUAAGAAACUACAUGUACAGAUGCCACGCUUGUUUUGCCAUGUCGCCCAUGCUGAAGGACGGCCAGCCUAAGCAUUUCUGUUCUAAGUGUGGAGGAAAUACUUUGCUUCGGUGCGCAGUCUCGAUUGACGAGGCCACAGGUAAGGUCACUCCACAUUUAAAGGCAAACUUCCAGUGGAUCACGCGAGGCCAGGUAUAUUCCAUUGCAUCACCACUCAGCAAGAACCAAAAGAAACAACAAGGAAACAGGGGAUACCAACACAACAAAGAAAACAGACACAAGAACUUGCAAGAGCCAUUGAUUCUCAGAGAGGACCAGAAGGAGUACGCGCAGGCAUUGAAGGACAGUGCAUGGCACCGGAAGAAGAGCGAGAAAAUGCUUCAAGAGUGGAUCGGCGGUGGAAGUGCUGACAACUACAUGUCUCCUUUCUCUACGAACUAUCGUACAUCUGGAGUCAAAGUCGGCAGGGGCCGCAAUGCCAAUGCCGUGAAGAGCAAACGUAAGUAG